Molecule: messenger RNA, 843 nt
Organism: Talaromyces stipitatus ATCC 10500
Lineage: Eukaryota; Fungi; Ascomycota; Eurotiomycetes; Eurotiales; Trichocomaceae
Product: UPF0136 domain protein
Exons: 2
Coding region: 131-469 (112 amino acids)
Cellular component (GO): membrane
Source: RefSeq, a predicted model, not a curated record
GCAACACCUCUCAACUUACACAAACCUCAUCUGAAGAUUAUUCAUCCUUCACCUCUCUACUUUUUCUCUUCAGAAAGUAUAAUAUCCGAAUUGAACCCCACGAGACUCUAAGCAGAAAGUCAACGUCAUAAUGCCCUCUCAAGACUUCACCAUCACCUCCGCCGGCGCCCUAUCUGCCCUAACUUCCCUCGGUGGCAUAAUUGGCUACGCGCGAACUGGCUCCAUCCCCUCAAUCGCAGCCGGUCUCUCAGUCGGCGCACUCUACCUAUUGAGCUUGGUACGACUACGAAACAAUCAGCCCUACGCUGAAGAGAUUGGAUUGCUCGCUUCGACUGUUCUCGCCGGUUCCUCUGUGCCCCGCGCGCUUCGAUUGCGCAAACCUGUUCCUAUUGCGCUCAGCGUCGUUGCGACGUAUGGAUUGAUUGUUUUUGGAUUGGCGUUUCGAGAUAAGAGGGCUACUCGUCUUUAGGGGUGUGCGAAUAUUGCGAUGAUAUGAGGCUAUCCGUGUAUGAGGUUCUUGUCUCGUUGGUGAACUAUAGUAUCAAUCCGUUCAAUUCCGUCUUCAUUUUGCUCUGUAUCGGCAUUGCCGGUGUGAUGGCGCUGGGUCUCGAGCCUUGCAUUGUUCUCGGCCCUAGGAGAAAGAUAAUGCCGUAAUAUAGAUCUUCUUGAUCCAAAAUGCCAAAGUAGUUUGCACUGCAAAGGCCGGAGAAAGACAGGUGGAGUUGUUGACUCGGAUAUAUUGGGCUGAAAUUAGAUUUGUAGGGCUAGACCUGUUUGUCAGAGGAUAAACUCACUCCUACGGAGUCCUACGGGAUGAUAACGAUGAUCACUUCAUGAACCUAC